AUGAGUCUAGCGGAUAAGAAACGCAAUAGGAGUGACGAGUUCGAAGAGAUAGAAGAGGAGUCUAUUGGAAGGAAUAAAAAAGUACUGAGAUCACCAAACCUGAAACUAAGAAAGGGUGGGGAAGAAAUGGAUUCCGGAAACCUAGAACAUAUGUUCAAGAUGAUGAUGGAACAAAUGAUGGUGGAAAUGAGGAAAAAUACAGAAGAACUAAAGAUAGAGAUCAAGAAUAUGCGGGAAGAAAUGCAGAAAAGAGAGAAAAAAUGGAAUGAGGAAAAGAAAAUGUUAGAGAAAAGAAUUGAAGUUCUGGAAGAUAAGGCUGAAAGAGAGGAAAAAAGAAGGAGGAGAAACAAUAUUGUAGUCAAGAAUGUUGCAAUUGAGGUUGGAAAAGAGAAGGAGGAAAUUCAAACGUACAUAGAAAAUGAACUGAAGACAAAAGUUGAAAUUAAAAGAGCAUACAGAAUAAAUCAAGGUACAAAUAUUGAAAUGUUUGUCGCUGAAGUAGGUAGUUGGGAGCAAAAACAACAGGUAAUGAAGAAGAAACAUAAUUUGAAAGGAAAGAAAACAAUUAUAGAAAACGACCUUACCCCAAAGGAGAGACAAAUCCAGAAGCAGAUCCUAGAAAUAGGAAAAGUGGAGAGAGACAAAGAAAGAAAUGUGAAAAUAGGAUAUCAGAAAAUAACGAUAGAUGGAAUACUAUAUGUCUGGGAUGAGAAGGAACAAGGAGUAAAGGAACAAAAUGUAACUCGGAAGAGAGGAAAUUUAGCAAAAAACUAA
Molecule: messenger RNA, 774 nt
Organism: Coccinella septempunctata (seven-spotted ladybird)
Lineage: Eukaryota; Metazoa; Arthropoda; Insecta; Coleoptera; Coccinellidae
Product: vicilin-like seed storage protein At2g18540
Exons: 1
Coding region: 1-774 (257 amino acids)
Source: RefSeq, a predicted model, not a curated record